GGAGCUAGAUAGGGUGAGUGGAAAAGACAGAUGGGCAGAAGAAAAGGAUAUCAUCAACCUACCCUAUAUUGAUUCAUCAAUUGCAAAGUACGAUGCGUUUGCACCCUGUGGCACCACUGUUGGUGCCUCGCCUUUCUCGGGAGGAUUGUCAAAUUGCUGGCUAUGACAUUCCCAAAGGUACCAGAAUACUUGUGAGUGUAUGGACCAUAGGAAGAGACCCUUCUGUGUGGGAUAAACCAAAUGAGUUUUGCCCUGAGAGGUUUAUUGGGAAAGCCAUUGAUGUGAAGGACCACGACUUUGAGUUACUACCGUUCGGAUCUGGAAGGAGGAUGUGCCCCGGAUAUGCCUUGGGGAUUAAGCUCAUUCAUUUAAAUCUGGCAAACCUUCUUCAUGGAUUCACAUGGAAAUUGCCUUCUACCAUAACAAAAGAUGAUCUGAAUAUGGAGGAAAUAUUUGGACUCUCAGCCCCUAAGAAAGUUCCACUCCAAGCUGUGGUUGAGCCUCGACUUCCACUUCAUCUGUGCGAUCUGUGAUUGUAAUGUUGAUUUAGCCUAUCUCUAAUAAGCUGUCUAAAUGCAGUAUGCUUUUAGUUGAUGUGUUCUUGUAGAAUUUGCUUGGUGUGUAAUGUGUCUAUUUUAUGAUAAUGAACCUAUCUAAAAUCU
This is a messenger RNA of Rubroshorea leprosula, 662 nucleotides long. NCBI's taxonomy places the organism in Eukaryota, Viridiplantae, Streptophyta, Magnoliopsida, Malvales, Dipterocarpaceae. The record is from the annotation of a GenBank genome assembly.